Molecule: messenger RNA, 2490 nt
Organism: Octopus sinensis (East Asian common octopus)
Lineage: Eukaryota; Metazoa; Mollusca; Cephalopoda; Octopoda; Octopodidae
Exons: 4
Coding region: 1793-2158 (121 amino acids)
Source: RefSeq, a predicted model, not a curated record
CACAGGUACAAACACACAUACAAAAGUUUGAGUUAUUCUUUGUCCCUCUUUCUAUUACAUCGGUUUCAUCCCUAUAAUAUCUUCAUUGCCACUUGCUAGUGUUAGUUCUAACUCCAAUAACCUAUUAGUACUGCUAGUUAUUCUGUAGAAGUACCAACAAGCGCCAAUGCCGUCUCCAUUGCGGCAGUGAGUGGAUGAAUUCACUACUACUACUAUUACUACUACUGCUGCUUCCAUUGGCGCUGCUGCCUUUGCUGCUGCUGCUCUCUCAAUUCCAACUCAAAACGUUGCUUUAAUUGUCAGCGCUGCUACCACGUUCCCUGGAUAAACUCAUACAGAUGUUUUGGUACUAACUAACAGCGAUCCUUCAAGGGCUAAAUGGUGUGAAGGCUCCAACUGAACCGGAUCUGUGAGACAUGAAAUGAGAGUCAAGCAUUGUUGGAAACAAAGCAGUUUCAUAGCAACCAUCACCACAGACUGUCAUAAUGAACAAAAGGGCUUCUUCCUACCUAGACGCAAUCUUUUCUCAUUUGAAGGAGAGACGAAAUAAAAUGUGUAAUUACAGUGAGAUAGAAUAAUUUCAAGUGCUUCUAUGUUCACACUUUAAUUGAAAAUCUAAAACAGAAAAGCUUAAAGAGACAAAAUGUUAUCCAGGCGUGACAUUGCGUAUCUUGAAGGAACAUCAUGAUUCCUUUUACUCUUGGAAAUGUAAUUGAUAUUAUGAGUGCAAAUCAACUAAAAUCUGUACUUAGCAAUUUUUUUUAUCACUUUGUUAUUUCAAGUUAAUGAAGUUGGUUACAGCAUAACUAUAAUAUCGUGGUGUUGAAAAAGAGAAUACCAAAAAACUGUGAAUUUACACACACACACACAAAUAUAUUCAUAAUUGGAUCGCUCUCUAAAAUGAUAAUAUCUUUUAGGCGUUUCUCAAUGUACAUGAUGAAUAUAACUUAAAUAUUACUUGUCAGAAGAAUUUACUUAUCUGAAUGGUAACGCUCAAUUGAAUGUACGAGUAAUAAAAGUAAUAAUAAUAAUAAUAAUAAUAAUAAUAAUAAUAUAAUAAUAAUAAUAAUAAUAAUAAUAAUAAUAAUAAUAACAACAACAACAACAAUAAUAAUUGUUCUUCAAGAAUUCCUGAAUAUUUCACUGCCAAUUCUUCUUAAUGAUGUCAUAACUUUCUUUCAAACGAAAAGACUUCGAAAGGAAAUGCUGUGACGGAAUUGAACGAAUAAUUCGAGAUAUUCAUUACAACGAAUUCACAUUAAAAGAAUAAAUAAACGUUUACAGUUUUUCAAUGGGAUGAAUAAAAUAAUGACUCUAAUAGGUAUCUUACCAUACAAAUAAACGUAAAGUGUACUAUGUGAGAUAAAGAAAUAGAACCAAACGAAAGUGGACGACUCGUUAGCAACUGUGUUGCUUAACUUUAUCCCAUACUAUUGAAUUAUGGUUUUCUAAAGGCAAUCUAGAAACAUGGAUGCAGGAUAAAGCAAAGGAACCUCAGGUCCUUUAAAGCGAGCGUUUUUCUCUGUUACCGUGACGGAAGGGAAAAGCAGGUGUGAAGAGUAUAACUCAGCGUUUCGGACGGUUUCUUCGGCUUCUUUGUAAUUCUCUCAAGCUGGCUACCUCUGCAGAAGAAUUAGCCGACAGUGGCUCCACUGGCGACGAAAGAAGUUCCACUCAGCGCAGCUAUGAACCGUAUGAGCUGCAGAUCUACUCAGAUUUGGGAACGGACCACGAUGACUCCAUCGAAAUCCUCUCGUGUCAACUGGAACCGGGAGAAUCGAUAUAUUACAAAAUGGAAAGCGGGACAACGACGAGGUGCAAGGAGGUAGUUAAACGCUUUGCCAAGAGAGAACCCACUAAGAAACAGAAGUUGAUCGCCCGUGUUGUCAUGAUCGUCUCCAUGACAAUGCUGACUGUUAGCGUUCUUUUGGUGAUUGUUUCCCUCACAAUGUCUGAACACAUCGAUGAUUUAGCUAGAAAAAUAACAACCCACAAAAUUCGAACGGGACUAUCUAGGGUUUCGACUUCAGAGAAUAUGACUUCGGCGAAAUCUGUUUAUGUGCACGAUAACAAGUCAGCCACAGAAGAGACGUUUAUAUAUACACAGAUGUCUACUGAUAUAGUUCUCAACACAACAGAGUAUCACAAAUUCAGUUAAGCUAGUCUACUAAUGUAAGCAUCGACUAUUUUUGUUCGAACAAGUUUUAUGAUAUAGUUAGAAUAUCAGGUGUUUCUUUCACUGAUUAACUAACAACACUUCUAAAGAACAUUAUUGAUUCUUUGGCAAAAUCUUAUUUAUUUAUGAUUGCAGUAAAAUCACAUAGGGAUAAAUAGAAGAUUUGUCCAACACUAUUAUGUUAUUUUCAUAGCUCUUUUAAAGUAUAAUCUUGUGAAUUAUACUAAACGUUUUAACGUAAAAAACUGUCUGAAGCAUCAGUCUCUGAUAGCAAAACAAACUUUUUUUUAAACCUAUUAAAGAAAUUUUUAACU